Molecule: messenger RNA, 2106 nt
Organism: Bactrocera neohumeralis
Lineage: Eukaryota; Metazoa; Arthropoda; Insecta; Diptera; Tephritidae
Product: trithorax group protein osa-like
Exons: 2
Coding region: 1-2106 (701 amino acids)
Source: RefSeq, a predicted model, not a curated record
AUGUUCCAACCCAGUUUCGCCGUCGCCGGUCAGCACACGGAGGUGGCGACGAUGACAACGGCCGCGAGGAAAGAAGAGCGGCGGGCUAGCGAGCCGCCACGCGCACCGCCGCAGCGCGGCCGCAGACGCGGCACCGCGCCGUCUUCCUCCAUCGCUGGUGUUCCUUCUUUUCAAUCAACGUCGAAGAAGAAGGAGAGUCACAAGAAGAACAGCAGCCGGAGUCCGCCCACAGAAGCGAAGGAUAUGGGCAGCUCGCAGCAGCAGGAGUUCCACCCGUUAUUAGGGAACCUCUUUGGCGGUGCUGCGGGCGGCGAUGAACACCUCCUCUUCAGCCUGGACACGGUGGUUGUCGCCGAGGCGGACCGCAGCCCAUCGUCGCGGUCGCAGCAGCAGCAGACGCAUGACACGACCGAAGAACAAAAACGGCGAAUGGAUGUGAGCGACAGGGUCCUACUCGACGAGGCGUGCCCGCUCCCCAUGGAGGCUCUCAAUCCACCCACACCUGCCGCGCGAACAGGCUCGGCGGGCGGUCACCCGUCUGGCCACCCCAUCGCCAGUGUGUGCGCAACAACCAUCGGGGAAGGGAGCAUCGAUCAACUGCCCUCUGCGUUCGGCAGCCCUUUGCGGGACUUCUCCGCCACGCAUCGACCGACCGUCGAUCCUUCCACCCCCCUCACUGCGGCACCUGCGGCGGCCGGCAAGAACCGCCCUGCGCCUGACCCACCGAUGGGAAAGGAGAGAGGCCCGCAGCGGCAGUCCCACCGGCCACCCCCACCACCACCGCCGCCGCCGCAGCAGUUGUUGAGCGGCGGCGGCGUCAGUGAGGAGGGGAGUCUGGACGGCCGUCUCAGCACCGGCUCCGUGCCACUGUCGACUGGGACAGCCGCCUCCGACAAUGUACAGUACCAGCAAGACCGAUUCGGACGUCGCAGCGGCCUUCCGCUCAGUCAACAGGGGGCAGGCGAUGGCUAUCACUACCCGUACGCCGCCCCCGCGCUCUCCCCGCAGCACCACCACCAGCAGCACCACCACCAGCAGCAGCAGCAACUCUAUGGCGUGCCGCUCCCCAGCCCAUCCAGCCUGCGCACGCCGCCGCCGCCCCCCGUCAUCGGCGGCCAGUGGCCUCCGGCGCGGCCCCUUAACAGUCGCGGCAACGGUUUCCCGCAGGACCCCCUCUCUCGCCGUCGCCGUCCUCGAGGCAGUCCGUGCCGCUGUACGGCGCAUCAAACCCCACCACCGCUGCCACUGGCCCAUUUAGCUUCGCCCACUUAUCUCCUCUACCAGGGGGCACGCGGGCCGGUCCACAUCCGCAGCAGCAGCACGUCGCCGGCAAUGCCUUGGGUGGGGCCCAGCUUUUCACUGGCGGCGGUUCGCUCCCGGAGACGCCGACCUCCUCCCCUAGGGCGGCGCCGCCUUUUCCUCUACGGCCGCCCCGUGUCGCCGACGCCGUCGGGCAGCUCGACCACCUCCUCCAGCAACUACUACCGUGCAUUUCACCACCUCGGGACGCCUAGGACGUCGCGGUUGGCUUCGCUGGACGUGGCCGAGGCAAUUCCCUUCACCCCUCCGCGCCCCGCCGCCGGGGCUUAUUGGCAGAGCCGAAAGGCCAAUCCGGAGGCCGUGGACGCGCGCCCAACCGCAUCCGGCCCCCCUUCGUCUUCCCUGCAGCAACAGCAGCAGCAGCAAGUAACCAGCGGCGGCGGCGGCAGGCCCUACGUGACGACCCCCUCGCCCUCCACGACACGCCCCACGGCGUCCUUCCCCAUUCCCGCCGCGUUUGCCUACCGCGGCGCUGGCGGCUUUGUUGAGGGCUACGCCGUGGCGGGCGCACCGCUGCAAGGCUCGGCGGACCAGGAGAAGGGACACCACCAACGUCGUUCACAGCGGAAGGGCGACGCGACGGGCAGCGGUGGCACACCGCUGGAGGAGGCACGCGGACGCCUUCCUCGGGCGACGGCGGUUCUGCGGGGAUGGCCGAGCCGCCUCCCGCACCAGCCAGACCUCUCCACCGCCCCAGGCUGCCGCCGCCGCCGCGAAAGAAAAGGGGCGACGCCGGCACUCACUAAAGGCUCAGGAGGCUACAGGAGCGCCUGCGCACGGCGAUGA